Molecule: messenger RNA, 3416 nt
Organism: Propithecus coquereli (Coquerel's sifaka)
Lineage: Eukaryota; Metazoa; Chordata; Mammalia; Primates; Indriidae
Product: putative testis-specific Y-encoded-like protein 3
Exons: 1
Coding region: 70-1122 (350 amino acids)
Biological process (GO): nucleosome assembly
Cellular component (GO): chromatin; nucleus
Molecular function (GO): histone binding; chromatin binding
Source: RefSeq, a predicted model, not a curated record
CCCUCGCGCAGAACCCGCAGUCUUGCCCGCGAGCCGCGAGCCUCUCCCGGCCGGAGGCUCCCGCAGGUGAUGGCGGACGAGAGGGCGGGAGCCCGGGAAAGCGCCGCGCACCCGCAGCCCGGCCCUGCGCAGGAGCGGGGCGCGCGCCUGGUCCCCGCGAUCGGGGCCCGAGAAGCCGAGGAGCGCUGCCAGUCCGGCCCCGCAGCGGGCCCCGGGACUGCCCCGCCUAUCCCCGGACGCCGGGAAGCCGCCUCCGCGGCGACCGCCCCAAGCCUGGAAAACAGCCUGGUCAGGGACGAGGCCCCAGAAACCUGUGGCGCAGAGGGCCGAGGGGCACGGGCGGGAGCCUGCGGGAAGACGGAGGAAGUGACGACGGAGCAGGGCGCCAUCUUCAUGGAGGAGGCCGCGGAGAUGGAGAAGCAGCAGGUGGGGGAGGAGAAGCCGGAGGUGAGCGCGGAGGCCCCUGAGGCCCCGGCCCCCGUGAACCUUGAUGGCCUAAUUGUGGACCUCCAGUGGGAGCUGGAGGCCGUGCGUGCCCAGGCCGAGAGGGCCUACCUCGGGCUCCAGCGCAGUUUAGGGCGGAUGCGCAGGUUGCACCUAGCUCGUAGGAGCUUCAUCAUCCAGAAUAUUCCUGGCUUCUGGGUCACUGCCUUCCUGAACCACCAGCAGCUGUCAGCCUUGAUUAGCCCCCGAGAUGAAGACAUGCUCUGCUACUUGAUGAAUUUGGAGGUGAGGGAGCUCAGGCACGCCAGAACAGGUUGCAAGUUCAAGUUCCGCUUUUGGAAUAACCCCUACUUCCGGAACAAGGUGAUAGUGAAGGAGUACGAGUGCAGAUCCUCCGGCCAAGUGGUGUGUAUUGCAACUCCUAUCCGAUGGCACCGAGGCCAGGAACCUCCGGCCCUGGUACACAGGAACCGGGACACCGUCCGAAGCUUCUUCAGCUGGUUUUCACAGCACAGCCUCCCAGAGGUCGACAGGGUUGCCCAGAUUAUUAAAGAUGAACUGUGGCCCAACCCCCUGCAGUACUACCUGCUGGGGGAUAGGUCCUACAGAGCCAGGGGAGGCCUAGCAAGGUGGCCCAGAGAUGCCCUUCCUAGGCCCUACGGAUACCAGUCUGGCUAAGUCCCGCCCUAGGAUGUGGUGCCUGCGUAAGACCCCCUUUCACCUGUGGACCUGGGCUUAGGCCAGUGGCGAGCACUUUGCUGUCUGCUUUCUGUUCUGUGCACACCGGCUCCUCUGCAUGUUCGUGGACUGAACUCCAAGAUUGUGGCCCUCAUGGCCAGUCUCUACUGUUUCCACAUGGCCUUCAUGCAGUUCUGGGUCAACAUCAUGUGACUGUCAUAAGCCACUGCAUCCACACCAAGCACUCCAUGCUGUGGAUGUGUACUGCCAUCAUCUUCAUGGCCUGGACCUAUCUAUAUGACAGUGGCCUUCCCGCCCAUUUUUGACACAGGCACCCACAAGUCAUCACUAGGAAGACCAGUCCCUCUUCGAGGCGUACUGCUUCAAGGCCACAGCAUGCUGGGCUUCAUAUUCGUGCUGGCUGUGCUCACGGUGGCCCCACACACUGGGUGUGGCAAGCGGAAUCUCAUUACCCAAGAUGAAGGGUGUGCAUUUGGUGCCGGCUGCCAACCAGACUUGGACAUUCCAUGACUUCAGAAGCACGGGCCAGGCUACCACCAAGUGGACUUUUGAACAUGUGGCAGCACAUUCUUUGUGAUCAUACUGCUUUUCCUGUCCUGUUUGGUCCUGUAUCACAGCCUGCUAUCAGCUUGUGAAGGUCCGUGUUGUGCCCCACCAAUGCCUGGCCGUCACCUUUCUGAUGAGUUUUGCCUGGGCUAUCAUCAGCCCUGUUGCCUGCUCCUAGAUCUACUAGCACCUCAAGAACUGCCUGUGGACCCAGGUGGGCCACCUGCCAAUGCCCAGGAGAGCCCCUAAUCCCCCAGGAACUCUACCAGGCUGGCGUAUCUGGGCAUGUGCUCAAGACACGGACAAGGAUGGGAUCCCUUCCAGGAAUCCACCUUUCUGAGCCCCAGUUACUGGACCUGCACCAAAUCCAGGCGCUUUGCCAGCUUCCCUGCCUCUGCAUGUUUUCAGGCUGCCAGGUUGCGGGUACUGGGGAGGGGGUUUCUGGUCAUGGGGCUUGUCUACACCUGCCCAGAUCUCACAUCAUUUUUCUUUAAAGUGAUGGCUCAGAAACAAAAACAACUGAAGAAGCAAGGUUUUUUACACACAGCUAAGUAGACAGACCUUCUUGUUGAAUUUGCCUCCCUUUGUCUGUCCCCAGAGAGGGAGAGCUGGUCCUGUAAACUGCAGCGCUCUCUUUGCCCGCUCUGUGCCCAUGCCCCACCCCCUUCAGCAAGGCCUAGAAUCUUCAAAAGGGGACAGUGCAAAGGCUGCUGAACAAAGAGACCAGGAAGUUGCCAGGGGCAGGACUAGUUAAUCAUUUCAUUUUAUGCUGUGUUCUUUUAGACUAACAUUAGCCCCCGACUCUUUCUUCCUCCUCCACCAGGUCCAAACUCACCAUGGGUUUCUUUUCUUUUUUUUUAAACUUAUCACUAACUUGAAGCGCACCGUCAUGGGUUUCUAUAGGUACAACAGCUGAGCUGCCACUCCCCUCCAAGUCCCCCCACCAGCCUGGCAGGGCUGUCUGUGUCCAUUUCACUUGAGGGAAGGAGGUGUGGUGACCACCCCAGACCCCUUCCCGUGGAAGUCCUUGUCUUCUGCUCCCCAGGGCCUGGGGAGCCCUACAGUGGAGAGGGUGCUGUUGGCAGGGGAGUGCAGUGAGCCGGAGACAGCUGAAAAGGCAGAUGGCUGAGAGAUGGUAGGAGAGCCCCUGAUUUUUGCUUUUUUCAUUCACCAGUGUUUUGUAAGUUAGAAGAAUAACAGAACACUGCAGCUUUAGAGAUUUUCUCUCAGUCUGACCAAGUGUAUAUAGAAAGCUAAUGCUAUAUGCUUUUUAUUUUGCUGCUUUGAAAUCAGACCCUUUGCAUCCUUUCCUGUGUUUCAGCUCGCGGGGGUAUUGAGCUGCGCAGGCCUGCUUGUUGCUUUUAGCUGAGAACUUUCACAGGAUUGUCAAUGUACUUCUUCUGUGCUGUUUGGAAACUUACGUGACUAUUCACAAUUGUUAUCAAGUUGCUGUGGCCUAUUACUAUAACUCUGUACUUAGGAGUGGAAUUUGAAUAAGGAGGUUUUGUGGGACUUACGACUGGAAGUUAUUACCAUGUUCUGUAAGGAUAACCUCCAGAAAGAAAUCUGUAACUCUAAUAGUCUUGAAUUUGUGCCCUGGUAGACGUGCUGUAAUUGACAUCACUGUAACUGACAUCACUGCUUGUAAACAGUGCUAUAGUCCUAAGAUGGCUUUGUCCAAUCAUUAAGGGGAUUUGUGGCACUUGUCUUCAUUGUAUGCAUGAUGA